This is a messenger RNA of Centropristis striata (black sea bass), 2158 nucleotides long. It is a transcript of the gene tfap4, whose product is annotated as transcription factor AP-4 (activating enhancer binding protein 4). Gene Ontology annotation, cellular component: nucleus. NCBI's taxonomy places the organism in Eukaryota, Metazoa, Chordata, Actinopteri, Perciformes, Serranidae. Gene Ontology annotation, molecular function: RNA polymerase II cis-regulatory region sequence-specific DNA binding; protein dimerization activity; DNA-binding transcription factor activity, RNA polymerase II-specific. Bases 310 to 1299 code for a protein of 329 amino acids. The record is from RefSeq and is a predicted model, not a curated record. The transcript has 7 exons. Gene Ontology annotation, biological process: regulation of transcription by RNA polymerase II.
CACACACACACGGUCAUGCAGAGGGAGAAAGCAGAGGGGAGGGAGAAAGAGAGAGAGAGGUAGAGCGCCACACACAACGAGGGAACCCCAUCAGCUGGAAGUCGAGUAACAUUACAACUCUCAGUAGCCUGAAACUACUACAUUACACAGACGAGGAAAAUCAGAUCUUCUCUGAGGAUUUAACCUGCGUCGGAUCACGGGAUUUCUGCUCUCUAACAUCUGAUUUUUUUUAUUCUACGGAGACUGUUUGCUGUUUUUAUUUUAUUUAUUUUCCUGAGGAGGAGGGGGGCAAACUGGCGAGAGGCGAGCAUGGAGUAUUUCAUGGUACCAGCUCAGAAGGUGCCCUCCUUGCAACAUUUCAGGAAAACGGAGAAAGAAGUGAUUGGAGGUCUUUGUAGUCUGGCCAACAUUCCUCUGACCCCAGAAACAGCCCGGGACCAAGAGAGGCGAAUUCGGAGAGAGAUCGCCAACAGCAACGAGCGUCGGCGUAUGCAGAGCAUCAACUCUGGGUUCCAGUCACUGAAAACACUCAUCCCACACAGCGAUGGAGAGAAACUCAGUAAGGCUGCCAUCCUGCAACAGACAGCGGAGUACAUUUUCACUUUGGAGCAGGAGAAGACGCGGCUACUGCAGCAGAACAGUCAGCUCAAACGAAUCAUACAAGAGCUAAGUGGUUCCUCCCCCAAGAGGAGGCGCGCAGAGGAGAAGGAUGAAGGGAUCGGCUCACCAGACAUCCUGGAGGAGGAGAAGACGGAGGACCUGAGGAGGGAGAUGAUUGAGUUGAGGCAGCAGCUGGAGAAGGAGCGCUCGGUCAGGAUGAUGCUGGAAGAUCAGAUGCGCUCCCUGGAUGCCCAGUUGUACCCGGAGAAACUGAAGGCGAUCACUCAGCAGCUCGCGGAGCACCAAACACAGAGCCUCGUCCAUCUGCAGCAGCACAAGCAGCUGGAGAGGGACCUCACUCCGGCCCACAGCCCACAGGUGUUGGCCCCAGCUACUCCCCCUGCACCGACGCACCACGCCACAGUCAUCGUCCCUGCACCCGCUCAGCCUCCCCAUCACGUCACCGUGGUAACCAUGGGACCAGCAUCCGUUAUCAACACAGUGUCCACAUCUCGACAGAACCUGGACACCAUCGUUCAAGCAAUCCAGCACAUCGAGGGCACCCAGGGGAAGGCCUGCCCCGGCGAGGAGGAGCAGCGGAGGGCGGUCAUCGUCACUUCAGGUCGCGUCCUCUCUGACGCGGCGGGCUCAGACACGGCCUCCAACAGCGACGGGCCCGACGACUGUUCGCUGCCCUGAGUUCUUCCCCGACAUCUCGCACGCCGUAUACCUACAUACACACACUUACACACAAACGGCCCCGAGCAGACCACAGGGGCCACAGGAGGUUUCAAACGCACAGCACUCUUCUUCAGUGGACAUUACUAGGGCUGGUAGACACAUUGAAGCACUCGUUGUUGUUUUUUUUUCUCUUCUUUUCAGUACAUUUGUACCGUGAUAGGCAGCCGAAUAGGUUUACACUUAGACAUUCAUACAUGCAGUCUCUUCUGCGUCUUUCUCUCUGCUUAGCCCACACACACACACACACACACACACACACAAGCUCUGUUCAUUAUUCUGUAGAGAGGUUAUUAGAGCGACUACUUCACUGACUGAUCUGUAAAUGCUCCGUCAUACUGGAUACUAGAAUGUCUGCUAAACGUCACCGUUCAUCACCAGGACUGUUCUCUUUAUUCGGCCCCGAGGCCACGUGACUGAAACAGGAGACAAAGAGCCCAGCAGUGUGGCGUCACCACCACCACCACCCAACACCACCCAACACCAGAGCAUUCUCGUUUCUAAGACGAUCAUCCUUUUAAACCUCCUUCUCUGAGCUGUUUGGAGAGACACUGUGAGCUAACAAAGGCUGUCUCAAACAUCCACCUGUUUAGGCUUCUGGAUGAAAGAAUUAUCUUGUUUUACUCUUGUGAAGUCUUUUUUUUUUUUUUUCCUCCCCAUGGUUUGUUUCUCUAAGGCUCCCUCAGCCAGCAAGUUAAAGUGAUUGUACUGAAAAAAAAAAAAGAAAACACAAAAAAUGACGGGAAUUUAAAAAACUGUUUUCAUGGCUGACUGGUGCUCAAAGGAAAUGAAGCAAAGCUCGGGGGAGAGUGUGCGCUUA